Colletotrichum phormii is the source of this 1142-nucleotide messenger RNA. RefSeq names its product stress-induced bacterial acidophilic repeat domain-containing protein. NCBI's taxonomy places the organism in Eukaryota, Fungi, Ascomycota, Sordariomycetes, Glomerellales, Glomerellaceae. The record is from RefSeq and is a predicted model, not a curated record. The transcript is spliced from 4 exons. The coding region runs from base 277 to 747 and encodes 156 amino acids.
GGAGGGGAAGGCUCGUUUGCCUAGAACCAACGUCACUUGGGGAACUUGGAAGGAACUGUGCAGCUGAGCAGGCAACAACUGCACCUUUUUAUCAUUGAACCGCUCCUUCCCAUUAAGUCUGCAUCUCGAGCAGUUGAUAUAAACCUCCAAAACAUCCCCGUCGUCUCUUCAUCCUCGGAUCUAUUCCUCUAUCAUCCACAAACGACCAUUUCCCGUCUUUCAACUUUCAACUCUACAUCGCCACCACUUACACAAACUCCACCCCCAAUCGUCAACAUGGCCGACACCAACCCCGGAAACUUUGCCAACCGUCCCACUGAGGAGGUUCGCGAGAUCGCUGCCAAGGGCGGUCAUGCCAGCCACGGCGGCGGUGGCAUCCCGCAGGAAGUACCGAGCGGCAACACAAACCCGGGUAACUUUGCGAACCGACCCACGGAGGAGGUUCGUGAGAUUGCGGCCAAGGGAGGUCACGCCAGCCACGGCGGCGGAAUCGAGGCCGAGACCCACUCGGGCACCGGCAACACCAACCCCGGCAACUUUGCCAACCGACCCAAAGAAGAGGUUCAAGAGAUCGCAGCCAAGGGCAGGCAUGCAAGCCACACGGGCGGCUUCGCCAGCAUGGACGCCGACAAGCUGCGCGAGGUUGCUUCCGAGGGCGGCAAGGCGUCAUCUGGCUCGUUUGAGCCCGGCUCUGAGAAGGCGCGCGAGGCGGGACGCAAGGGCGGUCUCGCGGGUGGAUCGGACUGAGAUGUUGCUAUCGCACGGCAAUACCCAGUACCAUGGUUUCUUCAGUGUAACAGGACGAAGACUUUGCACCAAGUGUGUCGUGCCACUGGACCAGAGGCCGAAGCACAGCUGUACGAUAUUCGGAACACAAAAGGAUGGACAUGAGACAUGAUUGAUGGGCAAAAAAGAUAGGACUGCCUCUACGACAGGGUCUCUCCCUCCCCCAACGAAAUACCACAAUUGAGAUUCUAGGAUUCUAGACUUCUGACCAAAGACGUUGCUGUGUUGCCAUUGCAUUGCCCUGUCAGGCGUUUCGUCCCACUUCCGGGCCGUGAGCGGAUGGCUCCGAGGUUUUGCGUGCUUUCGGCGCCUCUCUUUUCUCACCUCGGACCCCCACCCAAUUCCCCCGGACCGUU